Cyprinodon variegatus (sheepshead minnow) is the source of this 2541-nucleotide messenger RNA. RefSeq names its product phospholipase ABHD3-like. NCBI's taxonomy places the organism in Eukaryota, Metazoa, Chordata, Actinopteri, Cyprinodontiformes, Cyprinodontidae. The transcript is spliced from 9 exons. Gene Ontology annotation, biological process: medium-chain fatty acid biosynthetic process; medium-chain fatty acid catabolic process. The record is from RefSeq and is a predicted model, not a curated record. The coding region runs from base 273 to 1514 and encodes 413 amino acids. Gene Ontology annotation, molecular function: acetylesterase activity; monoacylglycerol lipase activity.
UAUCCCGGAAGCGGGUCUCCUUUCGGAGAAGAUACCGGCCCAAAAGAAAAAAAAAAAGGCCUGCAGGUGGACUCCACCAUUAUCACAGCUGAUGGGACUUAUCGCAGCAAAGGGGAAUCUGGAAGCGGCCUUUGAUCGGUAGCUGGUGGGGAUGAAGGCAGGUUCCCGGAGGUUACUUUAACUAUUUUCUGUCUGUCAGUUCUUUGCUGUGUCGAGCCGUGUUGGCGCGGCUGGUUAAGGUUUGUGUUGAAGGAUAGCCAUAGGUCACGGGCAUGUAUUUAACCAAUGUGGAGCUGUGGAGAACAUACUGGGAGUGUGUUUCCAGGCCAUACACGGUGUUCAUCUGCUCCCUGACAGCCGCUCUGUACUAUCUGUGGGGCCGCAAAUGUCAGAUCCCCGUCUUAAUAUGCAGUGAAGCGUUCAGUGCAUUUCUCUAUAAGCACUGUCCUGUGGUAUCGGAGCGGUUUUGUCCCACUCCCUGGUGCUGGGGAGGGCGGCUGCAGACGCUGGUCUGUGCGCUGCUUAAAUCAAAACCCACUGUCUUUUAUCGAAAUGAGCUGAUUCGUACUGUUGAUGGUGGUCAGAUCUCCUUGGACUGGGUUGACAACCAUACCAGCAGGACUUACCCUGAAGCCAAAACUCGUCCCACUGUGCUGAUCCUACCAGGCCUGACGGGGAACAGCCAACAGGCUUACGUGCUUCACGCUGUCAGCCAAGCAACAAGACGGGGUUACAGAUCUGUAGUCUUCAACAACAGAGGAGUAGGAGGGGAGGAGUUGUUGACUCCCGUCACCUACUGCGCUGCUAAUACUUCAGAUUUGGAGCGAGUGGUGCAGCAUGUGAAAGGCUUGUACCCUCAGGCUCCUGUGCUUGGUGCUGGUGUAUCUCUUGGAGGUAUGAUAUUAUUAAACUAUUUGGCCCGUAAGCGCACAGAGUCAGGAAUGGUGGCAGGCAUCACGAUCUCCGUAGCCUGGGAUGCACUGAGGUCAUCGGACUCGAUGGAGGAACCUCUCAACUGGCUUCUUUUCAACAAACAUCUCACCAACGGCCUGCGUCAAAAAGUUUCUAGGCACAGGAAGAUUCUGGAGAAAGUGGUGGAUGUGGACUACGUCCUGAAGGCACGGACCAUCCGUGAGUUUGACGAGCGUUUCACUUCCCACCUGUUUGGUUACAAGACUUGUGUAGAUUAUUACCGAGAUGCCAGCCCUGCCAAAAAGCUCCCCAACACUAGUGUACCUAUCCUGUGUCUCAACGCUGCUGAUGACCCAUUCUCUCCGCAGAGUGCGUUCCCUGUUGCCAUAGUCCAGGCUCUGCCAAACGUGGCUCUGCUGCUGACUGAUCAUGGGGGACACAUUGCCUUCCUGCAGGGUCUGUUUCCUCGGGGGGAGAGUUAUAUGGAGCGCCUGUUUGGCCAGUUCGUCCAGGCAGUCUUUGAACAUCCAGGGGAUAUCAAAAGAGCCUGUAGAAUAAAAAAAGAUGAGCUAUCUCAACACCAGCACGACAGUAAACAAUAAUCAAUUACAGAAAUCAGAAGGUAGGAAAACCAAAAAAAAAAAAAAAGAAAAAUUAAGCGAAUUGCAUUGGUUGUUCCUUGCAUGCUGUUAGCCGUCCAUCCAAAUGUUUUGACGUCAUUGCAGCCCUGCUGACAUACCUCAGAUGGGAACAAAAUAAGCAAACCUAAAAAACAGUGACAUUGUCGGAGGCAAAGUCACUUUUCAAGUAUUGAAGUAUGAAGUUCUGGAGCCAGUUUAAAAAAAAAAAAUAAAAAAAAUAAAAACAGAAGAAAAUGCUUUUGCACAAAUAGAACAUUUUGAAUGACUGGUUUUUUGGAAUGUUAACUGCUUUCCAUUUCCUCCUCAACAUCAGCCCUGGAAGCACUGCAAAAUAAGGUGUGCAGAAAAUAGAAAUCAUUUUUAAACUAAUUGCCUUGAAGGAAUGUUUAAAAUCCAACUGCUAUACUUUUUCGCUCUAUAAUAAAGAUAAAAAAAUGUGGUGUUUUAAAUGCCUUCAAUUAGUUUAAGUACAGAGCGCAGCUUUUACCUAAGGUAGAUUAGUGAAACAUUCUGUAAGGUAAGCACAUUUGCUCUGUGUGAACUUACAAUAUUCCAUCUGGAAGAAUGUGAAGUGUUUUAAAGUUUGAAUUCUCAUGAUUUACCUUUGUCAUUUGCACAGUGUUAAAAAAAGAUGUAAUGUAUAAAUGCUGUUUAUAAGAAGAUAUUAGUAUGAAUCUGCUUAAAUAUUCAUAAUUGUCUUUGAACAAUGUUUUUCUGUAUGAGCAGAACUGACAUGUUUGAUUGUAAUGAAGGGAGCACUUAUUAUGAAUGGACCUUACCUUAAUGUGGUAAACUGGCAGUGAAAAUGAAGUUGGAUUCACUGUAGAAGACAUGUUUUAUUCAUUUUUCUAUCCUACUCAUAGAGAGAAAAAAAAAAAGUAUGCACUAUAGAGGACAAUAAACUAUUGCAGUUAAAUUGAUAUUUUUGCCUUUAAAAAAUGUGUGUUUUGACAGCUCUUUGCACAUGUUUAAAACAUGUUUUUUUGUU